Aptenodytes forsteri (emperor penguin) is the source of this 4299-nucleotide messenger RNA. RefSeq names its product alpha-2-macroglobulin-like protein 1. Bases 1 to 4299 code for a protein of 1432 amino acids. The transcript is spliced from 34 exons. Gene Ontology annotation, cellular component: extracellular region. Gene Ontology annotation, molecular function: endopeptidase inhibitor activity. The record is from RefSeq and is a predicted model, not a curated record. NCBI's taxonomy places the organism in Eukaryota, Metazoa, Chordata, Aves, Sphenisciformes, Spheniscidae.
AUGUCUUUUUUUCCCCUCCCCAGACAUUACCUGGUGGUGAUCCCUGCAGAUCUCCGCUACCCAUCCACCCAAGUUGCCUGCCUCCAUAUCACCUGUUAUGAAGGAAAGCUUCGAGUGAAUCUGGUCCUGGAGCGCUCUGCAGGACAUGAACUCUUAGUGCAAGAAACCAUCCAGAAGGAGAAGACUUUCAUGUGCACUAAGUUCUGGGUCGCACCUCCAGCUGAUGGCACAGAGGAGAUUGCCACUGUCAAACUGAUCAUCACAGGUGAAGGGGUCAGUAUUGAAGAGAAGAAAAAGGUCCUGAUCCGCAAGGCCAGCACUGGCACCUUCAUCCAAACAGACAAGCCCAUCUAUCAACCAGGGCAGACAGUGAAAUUUCGCAUCGUGACUCUGGAUGAGGAAUUCAUUGUACUCAACGAUUCGAUUUCCCUGUUUCUCCAGGACCCUAAGAACAACCGGAUAGAGCAGUGGCUGAAUGUGGUCCCGCAAGACGGCAUUGCAGAUCUGUCUUUCCGGCUAAGUGACGAGCCUCUGCUGGGGACAUAUGUCAUCAAUAUAACCAAUGCGAAAGCGUACGGCAGCUUCUCCGUUGAGGAGUAUGUGCUGCCAAAAUUUGAAGUGAUCUUUGAAGCGCCAAAUCAGAUUUAUGCACUAGAUAAAACCUUCCCGCUCCGGGUAUGUGGCAGAUACACCUAUGGGAAAGGCGUCCGAGGGAUGGUUCACAUGAGCCUUUGUCAGAAGAUAGCCCCAUUCCUGCCCAAUGCUUCGAAACCUGAUCUCUGUCAGGAAUUCAACAACCAGACAGAUGAGACAGGUUGCUUCUUCACAAAUGUGAGUUUGUCCUUCUUCAGUCGAGACUUUCGGUACUAUCAGGACAGCAUAGUUGCAGAGGCCUUGCUGGUGGAGGAUGGCACAGAGAUACACAUCAAUGCUUCCCACAAAUUACUCAUCUCCAAGAUUGGCGGGAUGGCCUUGUUUGAUGAUGUGAAUUCUUACUACCACACUGGAGAGAUGUACAGGGGGAAGAUUAAAGUCAUCGACUACCAAGGCAAGGCACUGAAGCACAGAAAAGUCCUCCUUGUAGUAAGCUGCUGUGAGCAGCAAUUUAAGCGGAAGUACAUCACUGGGGACUCUGGGAGAGCUUCAUUUAGCCUGAACACGACUGCUUGGAACAGCAGCUCGAUCUCCCUGGAGGCAAUUGUCCUGCAUCAAGAUUUGGAUAAAGAGCCUGGGACAGUUGGUUUGAGUUACCAGCGAGCCUCUCAUUUCAUACGUCCAUUCUACAGCACCAGCAGGAGUUUUCUCUCUAUUGUCCGUGUGCCGGAAACAAUGCCCUGCGGUAAAAAGCAGGCUGUCCAGGUGGCCUUCAGAAUUUACCAGGAGGACCUGGAACACGGGCCCAAGCGUGUCAUUUUCUCCUACUUUGUCACAGGGAAAAGAGGAAUAGUCCAUGCAGGUCAGAAGACUGUUUGGGUUGGGCUGUCAAGAAUGCUGAAAGGCGGCUUCUCCAUCCCUCUUACCUUCAGCUUGAUCUAUGCCCCAGCUCCAAGACUUGUUGUUUAUGUUAUCUUCCCUAAUGGAAAAAUCAUCGCUGAUUCUGCCAUCUUCAGUGUCUCCAUGUGUUUCAGAAAUAAGGUGGAGCUGGGCUUCUCAACGCCGGAGACCCUUCCUGAUUCAGAGGUUGGUCUCCACCUGCUGGCAGCUCCUGGGUCCACGUGUGCUGUCUGGGCUGUGGAUCAGAGUGUCCUUUUGCUGAAGCCAGGAAAAGAGCUCAGCAGCUCCUUGAUCUAUGGGCUGUUCCCAUCUGUUUAUAACUCCAGGUAUCCUCACCAAGUGUCUGAAGAUGAUCAUUCAUGUGGGUUCCCAAAUUCUGAUGAGCCUGAUGUGUUUACAGCAUUCAGGGAAAUGGGGUUGAAAAUUAUGUCCAACACCAAUAUCAGGAAACCCAGAGUGUGUCCAACCACUCCAUCAACAACUAUGCUGCAGGAAACAGCAAUGUUUACUUCCAGGCACAUGUUGAUGUUUGCCCAGCCCCAUAAAGCAUAUAACACAGAACCUCUGACAACAUCUACCUAUCAGCCCACUAUGUUUUCACCUGUUUCUUCAGCUGAAGAAAAAGUACACAAGCAUUUCCCCGAAACCUGGAUAUGGGAUUUGUAUUCUGUGGGUCCCAGUGGGAACAAGAAUGUCACUGUCACUGUGCCUAACACCAUCACACAAUGGAAAGCAGCGAUGUUCUGCACAGGACGUAAUGGCUUUGGACUUUCUCCAACCUCCAGUCUGCUUGUUUUCAAGCCCUUUCUUGUGGAGCUCACACUGCCAUCUUCUGUGAUCCAGGGUGAGACCUUCAUCUUGAAGGCCACAGUCCUCAACUACCUGCAGCGGUGCAUGAAGAUCCAAGUGACCCUGGAGGAGUUUGCCCACUUCCAGCUGAAGCCAUGCAAAGGCUGUGUCUACAGCAGCUGCUUAUGUGCCAAUGAAGCUAAGACCUUUCAGUGGAGUGUCACAGCUGAGCAACUGGGGCUCAUGAACAUCACCCUCAGCACAGAGGCUGUGGCCACCAAGGAGCUCUGUGGUGAAGAGCUACCAUUUGUCCCAAACCAAGGACAGAAAGACACGAUCACCAAACUCCUUCUAGUCCGGCCAGAGGGAGUGUUGGUAGAAAAGGCUCGCAGCUCCAUCCUGUGUCCCAAAAAAGGGAGUCCAGCACAGGAGUCUGUAUCCCUGAUGUUGCCUCUAAAUGUGGUUGAAGGUUCAGUCAGAGCCACUGUGUCGGUCACCGGUGACCUCAUGGGGACAGCACUGCAGAACCUAGACCGUCUGGUGCAGAUGCCCCACGGCUGUGGGGAGCAGAACAUGGUGCUGUUUGCCCCCAUUGUCUAUGUGCUGCAGUACCUGGAGAAGACGAGGCAGCUGACCCCUGAGAUCAAGGAGAGGGCAACAGGAUUCCUGCGCAAUGGGUACCAGAUACAACUGCAGUAUCAACACCCUGAUGGUUCCUACAGUGAAUUUGGUACCAAGGAUGAGUAUGGUAAUACUUGGCUGACUGCAUUUGUGGUUAAAUGCUUUGUCCAAGCCAAGCCAUACAUUUUCCUGGACAACAGGACCAUCCAAGCCGCUCUCACCUGGCUGGAGUUCCACCAGCUUCCUAACGGUUGCUUCAGAAAUGUGGGCCAACUCUUCCACACAGCCAUGAAGGGAGGUGUGGAUGGGGAAGUCCCCUUGGCUGCCUACAUCACUGCUGCGUACUUGGAGGCAGGAGAGGUGCCAGAGAGUACAGUGGUGCGCAAGGCUCUGGGCUGCAUCGCUCCUUCCCUUCCCAAUGCUGCCAGCACUUACACCCAGGCCCUGCUGGCCUACACCUUCGCCCUGGCUAAGGACUCUCAACGCACGCAAAAGCUACUUGAUAUGCUUGAUCGAAAGGCAAUCAGAGCAGGUGGGCAGAUCCACUGGAGUCAGACCUCGUCCAAGCCCAGACCCAGCACCAGCCCUUGGUCACAGCCACUGUCUGUGGAUGUGGAGUUGACGGCCUAUGUUCUCAUGGCCCUGCUCUCCAAGCCAAAUGUCACAGGGUCUGAUCUCACCACAGCCUCUUGUGUCGUGGCCUGGCUCACCAGGCAGCAGAAUGCCUAUGGAGGGUUUGCCUCAACACAGGACACAGUAGUCGCCUUGCAGGCCUUGGCUAAGUAUGCAGCGCUGACGUACAGCACGAAAGGGGUUGCAGAAGUGAGGGUGAGGUCCCAGAGAGGCUUUGGGAGGAAGUUCCACAUCUCCUACCAGAACCGGCUAUUGGUGCAGGAGGCAGCACUGACAGAAGUGCCGGGAAAGUUCUCGGUGCAGGCCCACGGCAGCUGUUGUGUCUUUACCCGGAUGGUGCUGAGGUACAACACGCCCUCCCCACAGGUCUCCACAUCCUUUGCCUUGCAAGUGAAAACCGAGCCAGUCAAUUGCACCAAGGAUGAUACACACUCUGUUACUGUCUAUGUCAAUGUCAGGUAUACUGGGAAGAGAUCCACUUCCAACAUGGUGAUCGUGGAGGUGUCCCUGCUGUCUGGAUUUGUCCUGGCUCCAGGAUCCGGGAUGUCUCUGCAGCAUUGGCACCCUGUGAGAAGAACUGAGAAAACACAGGGAGGUGUUGCCAUUUACUUGGACAAGCUGAGCCAUAAGUCUGAGACAUAUGUCCUGCAUCUGGAGCGGGAGAUUGGGGUGACCAACCUGAAGCCAGGCCAUGUCAGGGUCUAUGACUACUACCAUCCAGAGGAGCAGGCCCUGGCUGAUUAUAAUGUCUUCUGCAUCUGA